Molecule: messenger RNA, 1568 nt
Organism: Dermacentor silvarum
Lineage: Eukaryota; Metazoa; Arthropoda; Arachnida; Ixodida; Ixodidae
Product: tubulin alpha-1C chain
Exons: 4
Coding region: 122-1471 (449 amino acids)
Biological process (GO): microtubule cytoskeleton organization; mitotic cell cycle
Cellular component (GO): microtubule; cytoplasm
Molecular function (GO): structural constituent of cytoskeleton; GTP binding
Source: RefSeq, a predicted model, not a curated record
CGUCUGUAAAGGGAUCCGUCGGUGGCUCGCACGACACACUCGCGUACACGUCCGCUGCGAACGCGUUGCUUUUCGGAGCGGAGUUACAGGAGAGCCGUCCUUCCCACACGCGUCGUCAGUCAUGAGGGAGUGUAUCAGCGUGCACAUUGGCCAGGCUGGUGUUCAAAUUGGCAACGCUUGCUGGGAACUUUACUGUCUCGAACAUGGCAUCCAGCAGGAUGGACGGAUGCCCAGUGACAAGGUGUCAGGUGGAGUCGACGAUUCGUUCAGCACUUUCUUCGCCGACACCGGCGCCGGCCGGCAUGUCCCACGGGCCGUGUUCGUCGACCUCGAGCCGACUGUGGUCGAUGAGGUCCGCUCUGGUGCCUACCGGCAGCUCUACCACCCCGAGCAGCUGAUCUCUGGCAAGGAGGACGCAGCCAACAACUAUGCGCGUGGUCACUACACCAUCGGAAAGGAGAUCGUCGACCUAGUGCUUGACCGCAUACGCAAGCUGGCCGACAUGUGCACAGGCUUACAGGGCUUCCUCGUCUUCCAUAGCUUUGGCGGCGGCACCGGCUCUGGAUUCACAUCUCUCCUCAUGGAGCGCCUCUCAGUCGACUACGGCAAGAAAUCGAAGCUCGAGUUCUCCAUCUACCCUGCGCCACAGGUUUCUACUGCUGUUGUUGAACCUUACAACUCUAUCCUGACCACACACACAACGCUGGAACAUUCCGAUUGUGCCUUCAUGGUUGACAAUGAGGCCAUCUACGAUAUCUGCCGCCGGAACCUGGACAUUGAACGACCUACAUACACCAACCUGAACCGCCUCAUCAGCCAGAUCGUGUCCUCAAUCACGGCUUCGCUCCGCUUCGAUGGCGCACUUAACGUCGACUUGACGGAGUUCCAGACCAACUUGGUGCCUUACCCCAGGAUCCACUUUCCACUGGUGACGUACGCACCCGUCAUCUCCGCUGAGAAGGCCUACCACGAACAGCUUACCGUGGCCGAGAUCACCAACGCCUGUUUCGAGCCUGCCAACCAGAUGGUCAAAUGCGACCCCCGCCACGGAAAGUACAUGGCUUGCUGUAUGCUGUACCGUGGCGACGUGGUGCCCAAGGACGUCAACGCUGCCAUCGCGGCCAUCAAAACCAAGCGCACCAUCCAGUUUGUAGACUGGUGUCCAACAGGGUUCAAGGUGGGCAUCAACUACCAGCCACCAACCGUGGUGCCAGGAGGCGACCUGGCCAAGGUUCCCCGCGCUGUCUGCAUGUUGUCCAACACGACGGCCAUCGCCGAAGCCUGGGCUCGGCUAGACCAUAAGUUCGACCUCAUGUACGCCAAGCGCGCCUUUGUCCACUGGUACGUGGGCGAAGGCAUGGAGGAGGGCGAGUUCUCCGAGGCCCGUGAGGACAUGGCCGCCCUCGAAAAGGAUUACGAGGAGGUCGGCAUGGACUCCAACGAAGCAGUCGACGAGGGCGAGGAGUACUAGGAACAAUGCUGCCCUCCUGAACAAGAAAGGGCAACUCCUCACCGAGCUGACUUAAGUCCUUCACAAUGUUCUAAUAAAGAUUGAAUGGUAUCAAUAA